AUUGCCUCUAUGCUUUGUGCUCAUGGUCCUGAAGUUGAGUGGAGGAUUUGCACAAUAUGGGAAGCUGCUUACGGAUUGAUCCCUUUAAAUUCGUCAGCGGUUGAUCUUCCCGAAAUCAUAGUUGCUUCCCCACUGCAACCUCCGAUCUUGUCAUGGAAUCUAUACAUUCCACUACUCAAAGUACUUGAAUAUCUUCCACGAGGGAGUCCUUCGGAAGCAUGCUUGAUGAAAAUAUUUGUUGCCACCGUGGAAACAAUCCUCAGUAGAACUUUUCCGCCUGAAUCUUCCAGGGACCAUACCAGAAAAGCUAGAUCGAGUUUUACGACAAGAUCAGCGACCAAAAACCUUGCUAUGGCUGAGCUUCGUUCUAUGGUCCAUGCUCUCUUUUUAGAAGCAUGCGCUGGUGUGGAAUUAGCAUCACGCCUACUUUUUGUUGUGUUGACUGUAUGUGUUAGCCAUGAAGCACAGUCUAGUGGUAGCAAGAGACCGAGAAGCGAAUAU
Molecule: messenger RNA, 501 nt
Organism: Camelina sativa (false flax)
Lineage: Eukaryota; Viridiplantae; Streptophyta; Magnoliopsida; Brassicales; Brassicaceae
Source: RefSeq, a predicted model, not a curated record